This is a messenger RNA of Ruditapes philippinarum (Manila clam), 2616 nucleotides long. RefSeq lists its product as uncharacterized. The transcript has 14 exons. Gene Ontology annotation, cellular component: extracellular region. The coding region runs from base 93 to 2483 and encodes 796 amino acids. NCBI's taxonomy places the organism in Eukaryota, Metazoa, Mollusca, Bivalvia, Venerida, Veneridae. The record is from RefSeq and is a predicted model, not a curated record. Gene Ontology annotation, molecular function: chitin binding.
GCUGAUAUUUUAUCUGUCGUUCCAAGGAGCAAUACCCUGCGACCUGCAGUUUGUUCUUCAUUGUUAGCUAGCGUGGUCCGCUUUUUUCAAACAUGGACUGCCAUCUCCUUCUACUUUGUUUAGCUUGCCUGAUCGCAGUUGGUGUGUCAAUCGAUAACACGCGGCAACCGAAAAUAUAUGGGCCGGAAGUUGUGGAAGCUGUUAUUAAUAUUAUUCGAGAAUCAUGUUUAUUUGCCGACGAUAGAAGAUUUUUGCGUCGACUUGCUUAUGUUGAAUCACGUGAUGGAACAGCUGCAAAAACAUUUAGAUUCGGAUAUUACGGCGGUAUUUGGCAGGUUGACCAAUCAGCAUUCCGUCAAACCCAAAACAAUGCCAGCUUGACUUCUCAAUACAACAUUAUACAAAAUAAAUUAGGUAUCAACUGGAACACUGUUAGUUGGACGGACCUCCAAAAACCUUUAUACUCCGGCAUAGCUGCUGCACUCUAUACAAUCCUUAGAAAAGGGUCGAACCAACUUAGUUGGAAUGAUGAGCAGCAAGGGACGUUUUGGGGACAUAAUUUUCACGGUGGUAGUCCAGCGUCAAACUUCACUGAACAAGCCAAAAUACUUGAUCUUGGUUGUACAACAAAUCAGCAAGUAGAUCUUGUGUUUGUUCUGGACACUUCCUCUAGUCUCACUGCCGAUGACUUCACGAGAUCAAAGAGGUUCAUAAGUGAGGUCGUGGAUGGUUUCAUGAUAUCACCAGCUGAGACUCAAGUUGGGCUUGUCACUUAUUCCACCAACGCUCAUGUUGAGUUUGACCUUAAUGAUCAUAGGACUAAAACAGAUGUCAAGCAUGCAAUAGACAGUGUAAGUCGUAACACUGGUGGAACAGCCACUGAUCGAGGUUUAGACACAGCUUUAAACCAGGUGUUCGGUUCAUUUCAUGGUGCCAGACCUAAUGCUGUAAAGGUUAUGGUUGUUAUCACCGACGGAAACAGUGACGAUGAUUUAAAUACAAAACAUGCUGCUGACAGAGUCCAUGCAAACGCUAUUGUCACAUUCUCUGUGGGAGUUGGGCAUAGCAUUGGUUCAACGGAGCUCAACACGAUAGCAAGUGACCCAAAAUGCACGCAUGCGUACACGGUUAAUUCAUUUGCAGAAAUAAAAUUCAUGAAGGAAGAAAUACAAAAAGCUACUUGUAUAGCACCCUUGUACAUUAACACGACAUACAGUUGUGAGAUCACUAAAUGUCCUCCUCUAGCAGUCAUCACCGGAACAAAUGGUACAACAAUAGAGACUAAUAUAACUUGCGGCGGUAUGAACAUUUUUUCAUCCGUAAACAAUCCAUACCCUUCUUCUGCUCAGUAUGAAUAUAACCAACUGUCCCUGGCAGGACAUCCCACACAGUACUUCUUUAAUAUUCAAGGAAAGACAUUGUUUAUCAACAUGAAGGAUAACCAGUAUGGAGGUAGUGGUGUAUUAAAUGGGAGCACAGGUUGUAUAGCAACAAUUACUCCCUACAUUGGGGACAAGACUGAUAAUGAGAUACAUGUGAAAUGUUACCGAGGGAAGACUGAAGUACAUUGUGAUCCAUCUUAUUUCAACUGCACGGAGAAAUGGAACUUUGCCAAUCCUUGUACACAAGAAAAUGUUCUUGCUGGUAAAGAUAGAUUCCCACAUCCGUAUUUCAGCAACAAGUUUCUCAUGUGUGAUCUGUCCGGCAAAUUGUAUAUUGUCAUCUGUCCAAAAGGAGAGGUAUUCCAGGCUGAUUGUAAUCAGUGUGUUGGAGAAAACGCUACAGUAGCUUCCGGCUGUCUCAAUCCGUAUACAGGAAGUAAUCCUUGCACGCGAGCAAAUAUCUUAGCAGGCAAAUUGUUUUUCCCGUAUCCAACUGACGUCCAUAAGUACAUCCACUGUGACGUUUGGGGGAAACCAUGGGAACGUCAAUGUCCGUCUGGAAUGGAAUGGGAUCAGAUGCCGCUUACAUGUAUCCGGACAUCUCACAAUCCUUGCCGACAUCACCAGCCCAAUCAACCAUACUUCUACCCGCACAAGUGUGAUCCUCAUAUGUAUAUCCAUUGCGAUACAAACCAUCAGUCAUUCGACCAGUCGUGCCAGCUCGACUACGUCUUUUAUGCUACAUCACAAGUAUGCGUCCCUCCGGGAUCUUAUCCGGGAACAAGCAAUCUGGUGAACACAUGCAAUGGUAAUGCUACACCCAUCCCUCCUCCAACUGCCAGCCCUGGUUCGCACGUGACCACAUCAGAUCCACUGGGAACACAUGCGUUUUCAAAUCAAUAUUAUAGUGCUCCAUGUACAAAGGCCAACAUAGACGCUGGACUUUUGUAUUUCCGGUACAAGUUCAACAACCACAACUACAUCCAGUGUGACUUGUGGGGAAGACAAUACCUGCGAGACUGCUUUCCGGACUACUACGACCCAUAUACAUACACUUGUGUUGAUGGCCCCGUCUUCCCAGAAAAUGUCAUAGGCGGCUAGAAACCGGCAAACACCUAAAAACGUUAUUUUAAAGGGUGAAGUCUUUACCUUGCAACACUUGGAAUCUUUAUCAUGUUUUUAUAUCUUUUUAGCAAACAAAAAUAGCCAAAAAAAAAAACGAUGCAUCAUAACA